Bipolaris sorokiniana ND90Pr is the source of this 1797-nucleotide messenger RNA. RefSeq lists its product as uncharacterized. The transcript has 2 exons. Gene Ontology annotation, cellular component: cytoplasm; nucleus. The record is from RefSeq and is a predicted model, not a curated record. Gene Ontology annotation, molecular function: RNA polymerase II cis-regulatory region sequence-specific DNA binding. Lineage: Eukaryota; Fungi; Ascomycota; Dothideomycetes; Pleosporales; Pleosporaceae. Bases 221 to 1513 code for a protein of 430 amino acids.
ACGACUCGAGCGCCCCCUCCCCCCCCCGAAAAGUAGCCAAGGCGCACUGGCGCACCGCGUUUCUUUCUGCGCGAGCUCCGGCAUAUCCUCGCCCGCGUAAGCACAGACAGCCCUGACGGCCAUCAGUCGACCCCCACACGCCGCCCGCCUAGUUUGAUCCAUACAUAUAUCCGAGCCCCCCAUCCGUCCCCCUUCCCCCCAAACUUUCCCCUCCGGUCACAUGCAAUCCAACUCUGCCUCGACAGGUUUCGCCAACCUGCUCAACCCCGAAACAGCCUCCCAGAACCAACAGCAACAACAACCACCACCUACCUCUGCACCCACCGCCUCUAUGGCCGCUGCCACCGUCAGCCUCAUGGCGCCUCUUCUCCAGAACGCCCCGCAACAGACAGAGGAGCCCCGACAGGAUCUUCCUAGGCCUUACAAGUGCCCUCUCUGCGACAAGGCCUUCCACCGUCUGGAGCACCAGACUCGCCACAUUCGAACCCACACUGGAGAGAAGCCACACGCCUGCACUUUCCCUGGAUGCACAAAGAGAUUUUCUCGCUCUGACGAACUCACUCGACACUCCAGGAUACACAACAAUCCAAACUCGCGGCGAGGCAAAGGCCAGCAACAUGCCGCUGCCCACCAAGCUGCCGUUGCCGCUGUACAGGCGGGUCUCAUGGAGCCCGGAUCUAACCUUGCACAUAUGAUGCCUCCUCCAACAAAGCCCAUUUCUCGCAGCGCACCAGGCUCUCAACUAGGCUCUCCCAACGUCUCGCCACCCCACUCCUUCUCAAACUACUCUCCUGGUAUGAGCAACGACCUGGCCGCAUACCACCAGGGCGGUCUGAGCAACAGCAGCAGCCCCAGCGGUCUUGCUCGCCCCAUGGAUCUCCUUGCCGAUGCUGCGUCAAGACUGGAGCAACGUCCUGGACACAUGCCCCACUCGAGCAGACAUCACCUUACCAGCGGGUACCACCCUUAUGCCAACCGACUGCCAGGCCUCUCUCAAUAUGCCUACUCAUCGCAGCCCAUGUCAAGAUCGCAUUCACACGAGGAUGACGACCCGUACUCGCACAGGAUGACAAAGAAGUCGAGACCAGGCUCUCCGUCGUCGACUGCCCCGCCAUCACCAACAUUUUCGCAUGAUUCUUGCAGCCCGACUCCAGACCACACGCCUCUCGCAACCCCUGCACACUCGCCAAGAUUACGGCCCCACGGCUUCAGUGAUCUCCAGCUACCACAUCUACGUCAUCUCAGCCUCAACCAAAACUUUGUGCCAGCGCUUGCGCCCAUGGAGCCGUCGACGGAGCGUGACCAACCGUACGUGCCGAGCCAGUCGUCGGGACUUCGUAUUGGGGACAUUAUUUCCAAGCCAGAGGGUGCGCAGCGCAAAUUGCCGGUUCCGCAAGUACCCAAGGUUGCGGUGCAAGAUCUGCUCAAUGGCCCGAGCAACAGCGGCUUCUCUUCCGGUAAUAACUCCGCAACGGCGUCAUUAGCCGGUGAAGACCUCUCGAAUCGCAACUAAACCCACUCUCAACUCCAACUAGCAUGGCAUCGGCGUUUUCGGUCAGCAUUCUCUGCUUUUCACUUUUUUUUCCCCACCUCUCUUGCAUUUCAUCAUUUUUUCACGGUCAGCAAGCGAUGAGAUUAAUUAGACAAGGGCGCACACACACAAGACCCUUUUUGUAGGGUGGAGCCUGUGGCAUAUUACGAUUUCCCUAACACCACGGGCAAAUAGACAUUUCUUUUGUAGCUUAUCUACUUGUACUUGUUCUACCUAUUUUCUUCUUCUACUUCAUCUUGUUCACU